GCACACCAACACAACCAAGUUUUCUGACGUUUGACAGUUGUGCCGGUUGUGUUUGUGAAAUUCGUAGUGUUUGUCUCUUAAUUGUGAAAGAAAAAACUGAUAAAUAAAAAAGUGUCGAGCAUGGAUAACAAGGAACUGAGUCUGGAAGGCGUUCGAGACGCCCUUCGCCAGAGCCACUCCCAGCCGGUUGGGGGCCUUCGCCGCGAAGUGGACUCCUUGGACGACUUCGAGCACCUGGGGCACGACAGCUCGCCGCUGAAAGACGGCGGCGAUUUGUUGUCCGCACGUGACCAACCCGUGAUCAAUAAAGGGGAUGACAAAGCCGCCACUGCAGCCAACCCCACAAUUCCCCAAGACCUGUCAUCGUUCGACCCUUUCUCCAGCGAGCGAAAGAUGGACUCGAACCUCCUCGAAAUGGGCGACAACUUCCCCGACCGCAAAGAAGCCGACGCCAAACUCGACAAGUUCCUCCAGGACUUGGGCCCCAUUGCCCCCCCGAAGCACGAAGAGCCCCCAGAGAUCACCAACAAGGACGACAAGAGUGCCACGCAGCACUUCAUGGACUUCGAGCGCGAGGUGAGUCAACCGAAGAAAUUGGACUCGCACGACCUCUUGGAGAAGUACUCAGACAGCGAGCCAGACAAUGACGACGACUUCAAGCCUUCCAAGUAUCAGGACUUCCCUAAAAAGGCCGAACUACCCGAAUCGAUAUCGAGCGAUUUUAAGACCGACACCUUCAAGGAUUUGGAGGAAGUCGAACCGCAACUUCCCAAAAAAGAUUAUCCUUCCGCUCCGGAACCGGAAAAGGUCACGCCUGUUCCACUACGAGAAGACAAACCGGCUCCGGUUAAGGAGAAGACGCCCGAACCGGUGAAGAAACUACCGGAACCGGCUGAAGUCAUCUGCAGGAAACCGGAGCUCGACGAAAAGAAGAAGUCAGCGGUUAUUGACGCCGAGGCCAUCUUCUGCAAAAUGGGCCUAGACACUUGGUUCAACCCUGAAAGACUGAAUCCUAAAGUGGAAAGCCUGAUCUAUUGGCGAGACCCCAAGAAGUCAGGGCCUGUCUUCGGAGGCGUCCUUCUGGUGCUUCUAGCACUCACGUACUUCUCACUAAUCAGUGUCGUGGCAUAUUUGUCACUGUUGGGCCUUACUGGAACGAUUUCCUUCCGGAUUUACAAAAAUAUCGUUCAAGCAGUACAGAAGACAGGCGAUGGGCACCCCUUCAAAGAUCUUCUAGAGUUUGAUGUGUCGCUUCCGCAAGAAAAAGUCAAAGAGGUGUCUGAAGUGGCCGUUGCCCACAUCAACGCUGCGGUGGUGGAGUUGAGGAGGUUGUUCCUCGUCGAGGAUUUGGUGGAUUCCAUCAAGUUCGGGGUUUUGUUAUGGACACUGACUUACUUAGGGGCUUGGUUCAAUGGAAUGACUUUGAUUAUUAUUGCUUGGGUCGCACUCUUUUCUCUUCCCAAAGUUUACGAAACUAACAAAACGCAAAUUGAUGCCAAUUUGGAGAUUGUGAGGACUAAGCUCGCCGAAAUCACGUCAAAGGUGAAGGCGGCCAUCCCAAUUGGCAAAAAAGCAGAGGAGAAGAAGGAUCAGUAAUUAUUUUCACGGAGGAGAUAGCUGAGAUGUCACACUUGUGUCAUAAGUUAUUCAAAUUUAGCUAUUUAUGAACAAUCUUAUGAUUUAUUCCUUAAAUUCCAUCCUGAAAUAAAUUCAAACAAAUAUAUACGCUCUGUAUAUACACCCUGUUUAUUUAUUGUUGUAUUGUAAUUCAUAAAUUUUAUCAAUGCAACUCGAUUCGGUUCUGUUGUCUUUGUGUAAAGCGUUUCUUAGUUGAACGUAAGGAACUACUAUUAAAAUAAAUUCUAUCGUU
Molecule: messenger RNA, 1870 nt
Organism: Tribolium castaneum (red flour beetle)
Lineage: Eukaryota; Metazoa; Arthropoda; Insecta; Coleoptera; Tenebrionidae
Gene: Rtnl1
Product: Reticulon-like1
Exons: 6
Coding region: 121-1596 (491 amino acids)
Cellular component (GO): endoplasmic reticulum membrane; axon
Source: RefSeq, a predicted model, not a curated record